Molecule: messenger RNA, 1082 nt
Organism: Trichomonas vaginalis G3
Lineage: Eukaryota; Parabasalia; Trichomonadida; Trichomonadidae
Product: organellar and viral DNA polymerase type B
Exons: 1
Source: RefSeq, a predicted model, not a curated record
AUGACUAUUGCUGCAUAUGCGUAUGAAACAAAUGAAGCAAGAAGAGCACAUGAACUAGUAAACGAAAACUCAACUUUAACCAUUGAAGGCAAUGAUUUAGUCAUUGACGAUGGAAAAACUAAAAAAGUCAUUGAUUUCGAUACUUUUAACACUUAUGACCCAUUCAUUACAACAAGCAAGGUUCCCAUCAUAAAUGAUGGAACGGUGCAAUAUAUAAAUUCUACAGUAGAUGCCUCAUUAGUGAAAGUAUUAAAUGUUCUCAUUGAAUUGUUAAAGAGCUUUCGAUUUGACGACAACAUUAAAUGCCUAAAGAAUUUAGUCAUGAAUGAGAAACAAAUUCUCGGCGUUGCUGGUAGCAGUAACGAUGUACACCUUAUGACAUUAGAAUAUUAUAACGAACAUAAAGAUGAACUGAAAGGAGAGAAGGGUGACACCGGACCACAAGGACCACAAGGAAUACAAGGAAUACAAGGAAUACAAGGACCUCAAGGCGAAAACGGUUUGGAUGGAAAGGAUGGAAAGGAUGGAAAAACUGCUAAAUCAUGGAUAUGGGACCUUAUAAAUACUGGUUUAACAGCUGCUUCAUAUGGAGUUCUUCAAUACCAAAUCGGAAAGAUAUGGGCAGUACUUGGUGAAGAAGCUUUAGAUGACGUUAAAAAUGCUUUGAACUUCAUUUCAAAUGGUUCGGAUACUAUUAAAACUUUAUCUGGUUGGAUGCAAGAAACAAGGAGUCAAAUAGAUACUGUAAGACGUAUAGCAAACAAUGCACGUACGGGAUUGGAUACUUUACGAGAAGCACAAAAUACACUAAAGGAAGCAAAUGAUAUUCUUGGCUCAGUAUCAGACAUGCAUGAAGAUUGGCUUAAAGGUAUUGACAAAUCUUUAAAAAAUCACAGUCAGUCUAUUGCUGACUACAAGAAAAGUAUAGAUUUUUUACAUAGUGCUAUGGACGUACAUGAUGGAAGCAUAAGGAACUUACUUAAUGCUAACAAUAACUUACCAGGAACUAUUAAAGCAUUUAUAAAGUCCUUUGUAAAACCUGGUGCUCUAACAUUUAGGUCUUUGAGAGCAAGAGCAUUGAA